AUGAGCUACAGGUCACAACAACAGCACAAGAGCAAGCGAUCUCUGAUGGCAUCUGCUGACUGCUUUCCUUAUACUGGUUCUAGCUGCGAAUGCGCGCGCGGUCCAGUUCCCUCCUCUGUCCUUCUGUUCAUUGUGUUUAACAAGACGAGUCUGCACUCAGAGCUGGGUGGGUGUGUGAGUAAGGACUGCAGCACUGCAGCACAGAAAUUGCCAGACUGGUCUGAGAUCUGCUGCAAAACACAGCUCUUACAUGAAUCUGAAGCCAUCUUUUCCUGUCUAUUCAGAGCACAGUGCCCUUGGAGGAAAGCUGGAAAGAUGAGACUGCUGAAAGGACAGCUAACUACAAACUUGCUUGUAUGGAGUGUUACUUGGUCAGUUUUGAUGAGCUCUAUUCUUUCGGAUGAUAACAAUGACGACGACGACGAUGACAAUGGUGACGACAAAAUGACCGUGUGUCAGGAGGAGGAUAAUGAUCUGAGAGUGACCUGCCCACUGCGGCCUAAACCAAAUUACCACACUGAGUUUGAGUUCUCCAUGUCCAAGGGCAAAAGAGAGAUCAUCAUUAACACCAAUGUGUCAGGGACGAUGCCUGAGCCCAGCUUUCGUCAUAACACUUAUGUGGAACAAUUGGAACCGUAUGGGUUCAAACUGACCAUGAUGCGCUUCACCAUUACAGAGAACACAACGUUUAUGUGCAAAGUGACCCAGGAUGACAAGAGACUGUUUGUUGACGUGGAUGCCCUGCAGCCCUGCUCAGCGAUCAGUGUGCUUCUUCAGAGUUACCCCUGGCUGCUGAGUCUACUGCUUCCUUUUUUUUUUAUUAUUUAGGUGCUGGAGGCCCUUUAAACAGCAUUUGGUUUCCCCCUGGCAGUGUGUCAGUGUCAUAUCAGUGAUGAAAACCUGGGAGGAAGAUAUAAAAACAAGGCUAUGUUAUUAUUCUUUCUGUAAUCAUACAGCACUAUUUUAGAUAUAUACAGUGCCAAUAGCUGCCUCUAUGAUGGUGUCUUUUGUCACGCUUGAUGCUUCCCAAUGCUGCUGAGUUAAAUGAUUUUGUUCGUGGUGUUCAGAUCUAAUUUUAUUUGUAGCAGCAUUUAUGUGGUGCAUUUAAAACAAAUUUUCUGGUUAAAGUUACAGGAUAAGUAAUACAUAUUACAUAGGUUAUAACAUGUAUGAUCUUUACCAUACUGUAAGUGUAUUUGUUCAAAUGAAAUGGUUUAUGUACUCUGGCUAUGCUAUUUGAAUUUGCUUUAAAAUUUUCUGAUAUUAUUAUAUCUGUUAUACAGAAUGUUUAGAGGCCACCUGUUGUUUUUGUAUUUUAAAUUCACUGUUCGGCAUGCUAAAAAGCAAUUACUAAUUUCUAAUUUUUCUUUGAUUAUUAUUAUUGAUUAUGUGUUAUAAUUUUUUAGUAUUAUUUCUUAUUUAAUAAUGAUGAGGAUUAUGAUGAUGAUGAUUAUGAUUAUAAUAAUAAUAAUAAUAAUUAUUAUUAUUAUUAUUAUUAUUAUUAUUAUUAUUAUUAUUAAUAUGAUUAUGGGGCCAAGCACUGAAUGUUUAAAGACCCUGUUGUAAAUCUACAACAUCUUCUACUUCUUGUAAGGAUGUUUUAAAAUAAGUUGGAAAGUUUUGCACACUGACUGGGGACAGUUCAAAGAAAGCUCUGCCAACACUAUUGCCACAAUCUUGUCAAAUGAGGAAAUAUGUUUAUGGUAACUCAGUGUGUGGUAAGCAAGGAUUGGAGUUUGAGUCGAGGCUGGUUUAACUUUUUCUUUGCAAUUUAGAUGUUCUGCUAUUUUGUAUUUUGUCUAAAACCAUCUUUACCACUCAAUCUACAUCCUGUAUCUAGAUAUUUUGUCCAAAUAUAUACACUUGGUAGCCAUCUUUAGGACCAUGAUCUAAGGCAGGGGUCAACAACCUUUUUGAAACUGAGAGCUACUCCUUGGGUACCGAUUAAUGUGAAAGGCUACCAGUUUAAUACACUCAGUUUUCAGUUUGAUCUGAAAUAACAAAUUUGCUCAAGUUACCUUUUAUCAUAUG
Silurus meridionalis is the source of this 2031-nucleotide messenger RNA. RefSeq lists its product as uncharacterized. The transcript has 5 exons. Lineage: Eukaryota; Metazoa; Chordata; Actinopteri; Siluriformes; Siluridae. The coding region runs from base 1 to 828 and encodes 275 amino acids. The record is from RefSeq and is a predicted model, not a curated record.